CUGAAGCUCUGUGUGUGCUGUGUGCUAAAACGGACUCGGUAUUAAAUAAUUUGGAGCCAAUCAGAUGCCACUAUGAGAUGUAUUUGAUGCUGCUGGAAUCUGGAUGGAUGUAUUUGAUGCCCGCUAGUAUUCUCUUCUCUCCCGCGCUAAAAAGCUUCACAGAAGGAUGCAGGAGGAAAUCCAGGACUCGGAUCUCAGGCUGCAGAACGAUCUCAAACCGUAUCAGUGUUCACACUGUGGGAAGAGCUUCAUCAAGGAACGGGACCGUAAGAGACACCUGAUGAUUCACACCGGAGUGAAGCCGUAUCGGUGCUCGCAGUGCGGAUCUAGCUUCACUCAGCUGGGUAAUCUGAAUGUGCACCAGCGCAUUCACACCGGAGAGAAACCGUAUCAGUGUUUGCAGUGCGGGAAGAGUUUUACUCACCAGAGUACCUUCAAACAGCACCAGCUCAGUCACUUAGGCGGGAAGCAGUACCAGUGCUCAGAGUGCGGGAAGAGCUUCACCAGACUGACCAUUCUCCGCAGGCACCUGCGCAUUCACACCGGAGAGAAACUGUACGAGUGCCCGCAGUGCGGGAAGAGCUUCACCCUCCAGAGGAAUCUCCAGGUUCACCAGCGCAUUCACACGGGAGAGAAACCGUACCACUGUUCUCAGUGCGGUAAGAGCUUUAAUCAGCAGAGCGCCCUCCAGCACCACAUCAGCGUCCACCUGGGCGAGAAGCCCUACGAGUGCCCGCAGUGCGGGAAGCGCUUCGCCCGGCGCAGUCACCUCCAGCGCCACCAGGGCAGCCACCUCGGAGAGAAACCGUACGAGUGCUCGCAGUGCGGGAGGAGCUACACCCGUCAGAACGACCUCCAGCGACACUUCUGGAGUCACGCGCAGGAGAAGCCGUACCAGUGCCCGCACUGCGAGAUGAGCUUCGUCCGGCAGAGCGCCCUCCAGCAGCACCAGCACUUUCACACGGGGGCGAAGCCUCACCAGUGCUCGUGCUGCGGCAAGAGUUUCAGUCAGCAGAGGAAUCUCAAGCAGCACCAGCGCGUUCACACGGUGGAGGGACAGUUCGAGUGCUCGCAGUGCGGCAAGAGUUUCAUUCACCAGAGUAAUCUGAAGAUACACCAGCGCAUGCACACGGGGGAGAAGCCGUACCAGUGCUCGGUGUGUGGACAGAGCUUCAGUUAUUUAAACGCAAUCAAGAGACACAAGUGCAUUAAGACCGAGCCGUCGACGUCAGACAUGGAGAUCUGUCAGGUUACAGUAUAAGUGCAUUUCUUAAGCUGUACAGUUCAAGCAGAAUGAACAUACACUACAAUAGCUUCUGCAAAUCAUCGUUCUGCACUUUUAUUAUUGGUUAAACAGGACAAUUAAAGCAAUUUAGAUCAUGAAUUUGGUCUUGUGGAUGUUUUUUAAUAUUAUAUAACCUUGUAUUAUGUUUUUUUUAGAGUUUGGGAACUGAACACAACGGCCGAAAAGUCUCAUCCAACAGUAUUGCUAUUAAUAUUUACCCAUGUAUUUACAUUAGUGCA
Messenger RNA from Trichomycterus rosablanca, 1524 nucleotides. RefSeq names its product zinc finger protein ZFP2-like. Gene Ontology annotation, biological process: regulation of transcription by RNA polymerase II. Gene Ontology annotation, molecular function: DNA-binding transcription factor activity, RNA polymerase II-specific; RNA polymerase II cis-regulatory region sequence-specific DNA binding. The coding region runs from base 167 to 1261 and encodes 364 amino acids. The transcript is spliced from 2 exons. NCBI's taxonomy places the organism in Eukaryota, Metazoa, Chordata, Actinopteri, Siluriformes, Trichomycteridae. The record is from RefSeq and is a predicted model, not a curated record.